UAUCAAAAGACUAAAUAAAAAAUGAACAAGCUGGAGUGUGUUUGCGGAGAACAGUCCUUGAGAUUUAAAUUUAGUGAAGUUGAGCCUUGUUGCAAUGUCAAUUAUAACACUAGUUAGAUAAGACUUACAUAAUAGAUAACAAGCUAGAGUGUAGCAAGAAUAUGGUUAAGAUGUGUUUGAGUAGACGUGUCUUGCUUAGAUGAUACCAUACAUGUGGGCUUAUUGUUGAUGCUCUGGUUUGGGCGGAAUACUUUGGUAAGAAAUUUUGCCAAUAUUAGAACUAACAUUAUGAAAGUGUUUGUAUCACACGAAGAAGUUCCUCAACCAGCUUUGGAUUUACUCAAAGAAAGGUAUGAGUUGGUGAUAUGCCCAGGACGUGAACCCACGAGAGCUCAAUUAUUGGAAAGGAUUGGUAAUGUUAAUGCUUUGUUUUGGUUCUCAAAACAUCGUAUUGAUGCAGAGCUGUUUAAUAUUGCAGGGCCAAGCCUAAAGGUUAUUGGCACAAUGUCAGUGGGCUACAAUCACAUAGACGUUGCAGAACUGAAGAAGCGAGGCAUCAAACUGGGCAACACGCCGAAUGUUCUGAACAAUGCCGUUGCGAACAUGGCUAUUGCUCUCGUGUUAGCAACAGCUCGGAGGAUGCAAGAAGGCCGGCAGGCAAUACUGGAUGACGUUUGGGAGCUAACUCGACCGCAGUGGAUGUUGGGACAGGAUAUUGAAGGCUCCACGGUAGGCAUUGUGGGGCUCGGUAAUAUUGGCCAAGCUAUUGCAAAGAGACUUAAGGCAUUUGAAAUAUCCAGGAUUCUUUAUUGCGGUCAUAGGCCUAAGCCAGAAGCUGCAGCACUAGGUGCUGAAUUUGUUUCGUUCGAUGCUCUGCUGAAGGAUAGUGACAUUGUGAUCAUUAUCUGUCCCUUGACAGAUGAAACACGAGGAAUGUUUAAUAAGGAUGCUUUCUCAAAGAUGAAGAGAACUUCGAUACUUGUUAAUGUUGCACGUGGAGAAGUAGUAGACCAACCAGCUCUGAUAGAAGCGUUGGAGACUGGACAGAUCUGGGGUGCAGGGUUGGACGUCAUGUAUCCCGAACCACUACCAUCUAACCACAAGUUGAUGACACUUAAAAAUUGUGUUGUGGUGCCGCACCUGGGCAGUGCCACCCUCAAGACCAGGACGGACAUGGCCGUGUUGGCAGCGCAGAAUAUAAUUGCUGGGUUGGAGGGGAGACCACUGCCAGCCCAAGUUGUUUAAAGUUGUGACAAGUGGCCUGUGUAUACUCGUUUUGUGUAUUAAGAGUUUUAUGAGGUCCUGUAUUGUACGUGACCUACGUUGUUUACAGAGUAUAAAAGAACUAUUUUCUCA
Messenger RNA from Bacillus rossius redtenbacheri, 1356 nucleotides. RefSeq names its product glyoxylate reductase/hydroxypyruvate reductase-like. The transcript is spliced from 7 exons. The coding region runs from base 229 to 1245 and encodes 338 amino acids. Gene Ontology annotation, cellular component: cytosol. Gene Ontology annotation, molecular function: hydroxypyruvate reductase [NAD(P)H] activity; NAD binding; glyoxylate reductase (NADPH) activity. NCBI's taxonomy places the organism in Eukaryota, Metazoa, Arthropoda, Insecta, Phasmatodea, Bacillidae. The record is from RefSeq and is a predicted model, not a curated record.